AUGUCUUCUGGGAUUCUGAAAGUUAAAGGCAGCAAAAUCGUCGAUGGUGACGGCAAAGAGGUCCUCCUUCGGGGUGCAGCCAUCGGAGGAUGGAUGAAUAUGGAGAACUUUAUUACAGGAUACCCAGGUCAUGAAUCGCAACACCGUGCUGCAAUGAAGAAAGUUUUGGGGCCAGAGAAAUACGAGUUCUUCUUUGACAGAUGGCUAGAAUGUUUCUUCACAGAGGCGGAUGCCAAGUUCUUUGCCGGACUGGGAUUGAAUUGUAUUCGAAUCCCUUUCAACUAUCGCCAUCUAGAGGAUGAUAUGAAUCCACGCGUGCUCAAAGAGUCCGGGUUCAAACAUUUAGAUCGAGUGGUAGACUUGUGCGCAAAGCAGAAUAUCUACACUAUACUGGACAUGCACACGGCUCCUGGCGGUCAAAAUGGUGACUGGCAUUCAGAUAACUUUACCAGUUACGCUGCAUUUUGGGACUACAAGGACCACCAGGACAGAACAGUAUGGCUAUGGGAACAGAUUGCGACUAGAUACAGGUCUAACCCAUGGGUCGCUGGGUAUAAUCCUCUCAACGAACCGUGUGACCCCGAACAUGUUAGACUCCCUGCGUUUUAUGAGCGGGUGGAGAAGGCUAUCCGUGCCGUUGACCCAGACCAUAUCCUGUGGCUAGAUGGCAAUACGUUUGCCAUGGAGUGGAAAGGCUUUGAUAAGGUCCUUCCGAACUGUGUUUACUCCAUCCAUGACUACGCUUCAAUGGGUUUCCCAACAGGCGAACGCUACAAGGGCACAACCGAGCAAAAAGCUCAUCUCGAACGCACCUAUCUCCGCAAAGUCCAACAUCUGAACGAGAAAGGCUCAGCAAUCUGGAAUGGCGAAUUCGGCCCCGUCUAUGCGGACCCCCACGCCGAUCCAGAAGCCUCAAUCAUCAACCAAGAACGCUACAAUCUUCUCGGCGAGCAGCUCCGCAUCUAUGACAAAUACAACAUCCACUGGUCCAUCUGGCUAUACAAAGACAUUGGGCUCCAAGGCAUGAUCUACACGAGCCCAGAUAGCAAAUGGAACAAGACCAUCCAGCCCUUCCUAGAGAAGAAGAAUAAUUUCUGGCUGGAUUGCUGGGGAAGACGGCCGAGCGCUGAGCCUGAAGCGGCGCUGAAACCGCUUGUUGAAUGGAUUGACAAGGUCAGUCCUCAGGCGAAAGAGACAUAUCCUACGCCAUGGAAUACGGAGAGGCAUUUAUUGCGGAAUGUGUUCCAGACGUUUUUGGCGGCUUCUUUUGCGGAUGAGUUUGCGGAGUUGUUCCGGGGCAUGAAUGAGGCGGAAUUGGAUUCUUUGGCGCGGAGCUUCCAUUUCGAGGAGUGUGUGCAGCGGGAUGGACUGAAUGAGAUCCUGAGAGAACAUGCUCAUGCUCGCGAGGCUUAG
This is a messenger RNA of Aspergillus nomiae NRRL 13137, 1413 nucleotides long. Its product is annotated as glycoside hydrolase family 5 protein. Gene Ontology annotation, biological process: glucan catabolic process. The transcript has 4 exons. Gene Ontology annotation, molecular function: beta-glucosidase activity. Lineage: Eukaryota; Fungi; Ascomycota; Eurotiomycetes; Eurotiales; Aspergillaceae. The coding region runs from base 1 to 1413 and encodes 470 amino acids. Gene Ontology annotation, cellular component: cell surface; extracellular region. The record is from RefSeq and is a predicted model, not a curated record.